Messenger RNA from Carassius carassius (crucian carp), 1236 nucleotides. RefSeq lists its product as uncharacterized. The transcript has 2 exons. Bases 139 to 1026 code for a protein of 295 amino acids. The record is from RefSeq and is a predicted model, not a curated record. NCBI's taxonomy places the organism in Eukaryota, Metazoa, Chordata, Actinopteri, Cypriniformes, Cyprinidae.
UUUAUUUUGAUCUCCCGGGUCCGCUAUUAGCUUUUAGCCCGUUAGCAUCAGCAAGCGUGGUUGCAGCUAACUGCGCUUACAUUGCUAAUACUCUAUAUACACACAUUACCACUGCUGUACUCACUGUUACUUGCUUUAAUGGCGGAUGAAUGUCUCCACUCUGUGCAGCUCGAGCUCGAGGCCGUGGGAAAGCAGAUUCACGACCUGGAGGUGAGGCAGGCCCAGCUGAGAGAGCGGAGAGCCGCGCUGGAAUCAUCCCGGGCUGACGCUCACAAGUCCGGGGUAAGUAUACAGUGUGCUGCUAACAGUCCCACCACGUCUACUCCGUGUGUUUCUCUGCACAGGCCCGGUGCACCCAGGACGCGAUCUUCCCAGAUGUCCUUCACUGCGACGCCGGGACACCACGGACCCUGGGUGCAUCCACAGCGGAGGACGCGAGCCGGGUCCCGGGCAACGACUUCUCCCCCUCCUGCCUACGACAUCUCCAUCCGGAACCGCUUCGCUCCCCUCCGCGAGACAGGACGCGACGCUGUGAUCAUCGGAGACUCCAUCGUCCGACACGUAAGUGCUACAUUAGCCGAAGGUAAAGUGCACACUCAUUGUUUGCCUGGUGCUCGUGUUCUCGAUGUUUCUGCGCAGAUACCCGCGAUCCUGAAGGCCGACGAGAGCCCCAGAGCGGUCGUGCUUCAUGCCGGGGUUAACGACACCACGCUGCGGCAGACGGAGACGCUGAAGAGGGACUUCAGCAGCCUGAUCGAGACGGUUCGCAGCACGACGCCCACGGCGACGAUCAUUGUGUCAGGACCACUGCCCACGUAUCGACGAGGAGACGAAAGGUUCAGUAGACUUUUUGCUUUAAAUGAAUGGUUGUUGUCAUGGUGUAAAGAACAGAAACUGCUAUUUGUUAAUAACUGGAAUCUUUUCUGGGAGCGUCCUAGGCUGUUUGGCGCUGAUGGAUUACACCCCAGCAGAAUUGGAGCGGAGCUGCUCUCUGACAACAUCUCCAGGACACUUCGCUCCAUGUGACUAGAUUUACACAAGCUCCAGUCUGGAUCCAGAACACCUGAGAAGAGAUGAUGCUGACCCUCAGAGGACCCCAGAUGAUGCUAACCUUGAAUCAACAAACAGAACUAACAAUUAUUGCUACAUGUGUGACUGCAUCAUAUAAUUACUAUUAAUUAAUAAUAUUGAUAGUUCAUCGUCUAGCUGACUACGUCUUGUAUUAUUAUUAUUAUU